GAGCGUACCAGCAGGCGUCCAUUAGGCCAUCCAAAGCUUUGCGAGGCGGGAGCUGCGAGGGACGGUCGACAUGACGGAGGUGGUUGACCUGAUCGGCCACUUCGGCCCCUGGCAAGCCUGCUUCGUGGCCUACGUCACCUACCGCGGCAUACUGACGGGUCUCAACAACCUGGCCUACGUGUUCCUCGUGACCGACAACGAGCACUGGUGCUCGCGCCCGACGCUACCAGAUGGCCUGCUGGCGAACAUCAGCGAAAGCGAAUGGAAGGAACAAUUCAUCCCCUACGACAACGACUCUCGGUCGCACAGUCAGUGCUCCAUGUACGGCUUGCUGCAGAAUUCUACGACCGGCGAGAUCGUGCCGGACAACACUUCGCUGAAGAGCUGUGAGGCGUGGACGUAUGACGAGCACUUGUUUGGACACACGGUGACGGAUGAGUGGAAUCUCGUAUGCGAAAAUACAUGGAAGAGGUCCCUGAUACAAAGCACUUACAUGGCUUGUUUGAUGCUGGGAAUACUGGUCAUCGGUAACGUAUCAGACAGAUUUGGAAGAAGAAUCGUGGCUCUUUUUAGCACCAUUUGCUUGUGCGCUUCGGCGUUUGCGUUGACCUUUUCUACGAGCCUCAACUACUUUCUGGUGGCGAGGGUUGGCGUGGCCGUCGCCAUAUCUGGUCUCCAGGUGGCCUGCUUUAGUCUACUCGCAGAAACCAUCGGGCCGAAAUUUCGCAUUGCACUGAAUGUGUGUUAUGGCUACGGCUGGAUAAGCGGCCUCCUCCUGCUGCCCGGGAUUGUCUGGCUCGCACAGGAUUGGAGGAAACUGCUCAUUGUUCAAGCGGCCUUUGCAGCGCCCCUCUUAUUUGCGCUUCCAUGGCUGUACGAGUCACCCAGGUGGCUCAUAAGCGUGGGAAAGCAAGGUGAAGCAGUCGAGGCUAUCCGCAAGAUCGCGCGUUUCAAUAAGAAACAACUUCGUGACGUCGAAAAGGAGGUGGACGCCCUAAUGAAGAGGAAGCAGAACGUCAUGCAAGGUCACCAGAGCAACGUGUCAGUCUUCGGACUUUUCAAGACCAAAUAUCUGCGAAGAAACACGCUGGUGCUAGUCGCCGCCUCGUUCCUGUCGUAUAUAGUGUACUACGGCUACGCGAGGACGGCCACUACGCUCGGGGGAAAUCCGUACCUGAAUUUUGGCAUCGCUGCCGGAUUGGAGUGUGCCGGCUACACCGUGUCCCUCGUGACAACCAAAUACCUCAAGCGAAUUCCCACCAUGAUUUCAAGCUACGGGUUCUUUAGUCUCACUCUACUCAUCACGGCGUUCACGCCGAGGGAGUAUCUGGCCGUACGAAUGACUAUCCGCAUGGCGGGCUGGUUCACGUACACGCUUGGCUACACAACGCAGUUUGUGUUCAUCAACGAAAUGUUCCCCACCGUCGCUCGGAGCGGAGGCUUCGGGCUGUGCACCACUGUUGGCCGCUUGGGGGCAGCAAUUGAACCUUGGAUCAACGUGUUUUUGAUGUCGUGGGGUGAGAAGAGUGUCCUUAUUUUGUACUCAGUGAUGCUUUUUGUCAUAUCAUCCGCCAUGAUUCUCCUGCCGGAAACAUUAGGCAGCCCACUGCCGGAUACAUUGGAAGAGGGUGAGCUCUAUUCAGCGCUCAAGUUAUCGAAGAAAAUGAAGACGGCGAGACGAAACAGAGAUUCGUACAACGCUGUGGAAGCCGAGGACCGUGAGCUGGACAACAAGAUCUGAACCGUAUUGUACGUAUGCACGAGGGAGAGAGAGAGAACGAGAGAGAAAAAACUGUGAAUAAAGACUGAACA
Messenger RNA from Rhipicephalus sanguineus (brown dog tick), 1812 nucleotides. RefSeq names its product organic cation transporter protein-like. Gene Ontology annotation, cellular component: membrane. Gene Ontology annotation, molecular function: transmembrane transporter activity. NCBI's taxonomy places the organism in Eukaryota, Metazoa, Arthropoda, Arachnida, Ixodida, Ixodidae. Gene Ontology annotation, biological process: transmembrane transport. The record is from RefSeq and is a predicted model, not a curated record. The coding region runs from base 71 to 1741 and encodes 556 amino acids. The transcript has 11 exons.